GAGAACUACCUCGCUCGUGACCCCGUCGCUCGUGACCCCGUCGCUCGUGACCCCGUCGCCAGAGGCUUCUGCGCCGAGUGUCGAGGGCUCCACCGGGCCCCAAGCCGCUGCCCCGUCGUCACCGCCACCGUGGGCAAGCCGCCGGUGCUCGGCAUCAUGAGCUGCGUGGAGAGGGACCUGCUGGACCUCGUGUUGCGCACGGGCUACAACGUCGUGCAGGAGAACGGACAGAGGAAGCUGGGACCGCCGCCCGACUGGCAGGGCCCCCCUCCCGCCCGCGGCUGCGAGGUGUUCCUGGCCAGGAUCCCGCGCGACCUGUACGAGGACGAGCUGGUGCCCGUGCUGGAGGCGGUGGGGAAGCUGUACCAGCUGCGCCUCAUGAUGACGUACCACGGAGAGAACCGCGGCUACGGGUUCGCCACCUUCGCGACGCGCUCCCAAGCCGCGGACGCCGUCAGGAGACUCCACGACUUGGAGAUCCGUCCCGGGCACCGCAUCACGGUUCGCGUGAGCGUCGACAACCGCCGCCUCUUCGUCGGGGGGCUGCCGAAGGACAAGACGCGGGCGCAGGUGAUGGCGGCGAUGAGCGGCGUCACGGAGGGCGUCGUGGACGUCAAGACGCGCUUCUGUCGCUACGACAGAAGCCCCGACCGAGGCUACGCGCUCGUCGAAUACGAGAGCCAUCGCGCGGCCGUCCUUGCACGGAAGAAGCUGCUUCAAAUUCCUUUCCAGCUCUGGGGCCGCACCGUCAAGUUGGACUGGGCCAUCCCGGAGGUGGACACGGCGGCGGCGGCGGCCGCGGAGGUGGCGGUGGCGGUGCCGGAGUGCACCGGCGCCGACAAGGCCUUGCGCAGCAGCCUGUUUGUGGGCUGGGCGGCGCUCACGCGGCUGCGACGGGCACCUCACCACCCGCAUCCCGUGCCCAUCGGUCUCGAGGCGCUGCCGGAGGCGGCCAUCUUGUCGUGGGAGACACGUCUGCAGCUGCUGCUACGGAGCUUCGGCGUCGGCUGGGCGACCUUCCAGCUGCACGCGCACGUGGAGCCGGGCGAGCCCCUGGGCCUCCUCUACAAGGUCUUCAUUCCCGGGAUGAUGCGGGAAGGCGGCGGCUUCUUCCCCGCGGUCCUGAGCUCCAGCGUGGAGGGAGCGCGCGAAGUUGCGAGCGAGCUCCUCUACGAAAUCAUCAGCGAUGCGAACCCGCCGAGGGUGGGGGGCCCGGCCCCCGUCGCGACGUCGCCUCCCGGCCGCCCCGUCCAGAACCUCUCGGCGUAUCCGUAG
Lethenteron reissneri (Far Eastern brook lamprey) is the source of this 1275-nucleotide messenger RNA. RefSeq names its product probable RNA-binding protein 46. NCBI's taxonomy places the organism in Eukaryota, Metazoa, Chordata, Hyperoartia, Petromyzontiformes, Petromyzontidae. Gene Ontology annotation, molecular function: RNA binding. The record is from RefSeq and is a predicted model, not a curated record.